This is a messenger RNA of Symsagittifera roscoffensis, 1567 nucleotides long. RefSeq names its product 4-hydroxyphenylpyruvate dioxygenase-like. Gene Ontology annotation, molecular function: 4-hydroxyphenylpyruvate dioxygenase activity. The transcript is spliced from 10 exons. Lineage: Eukaryota; Metazoa; Xenacoelomorpha; Acoela; Convolutidae. Gene Ontology annotation, biological process: L-tyrosine catabolic process. Bases 295 to 1440 code for a protein of 381 amino acids. The record is from RefSeq and is a predicted model, not a curated record.
UCUAUAUCUACUUCUUCUGAUCUUGUCGUUUAAUGGCCCCAAAAUAACAUAUGCAUAGGAGUGUUCGCCUUAUUAUAAAAUGAGUUCAGUAUAAUUCAUAUCAUCACACUUGAAACUAUAUCAUCAUAUAUCAUUAGUUUAUUAUAAAAGAAUAGAUAUAAAGUGACAGCGAAACUAUUUCCAAAUUUGUGCAAAGUUCCGAUUGAGUAACUUGAAUUUUUACCAUUAAAUCAUCCAGCCGAGUCCUAAUUUUCAAGGAUCAAAAAACAUUUUGCCAAUAAUUACACUCCAAAAAUGACCACUUACGAGAAAGGUGCUGAGCCCGAAUGUGGAAAAUAUUUAGCUUUCGAUCACAUUCGAUUCUGGGUGGGAAAUGCUCUUCAGGCUGCUUCUUUCUACUGUACACGAUUGGGGUUCGAACCCUAUGCCUAUCGGGGCCUAGAGACAGGGAGUAGAGAAACUGUCGCACAUGCUGUCAGGCAGAAUAAGGCCAUUUUUGUGUUUGAAAGCGCCCUAGUUCCCGGAAACGAAGAAAUGGGCGAACAUCACAAGAAGCACGGAGAUGGCGUCAAAGACGUCUCGUUCACAGUCGACGACUGCCGAGCGGUGUUCGACGCCUCUGUCAAACGAGGAGCCCAAGUCGUGCGUGAACUCUGGACAGAGUCGGAUCAGUUCGGGUCAGUGACCUUUGCCCAGGUCAAGACAUAUGGUGAUACAAUUCACACAUUUGUAGAGAGGAAACACUAUGAUGGAGUGUUUUUACCCGGAUUCAGAAAAUCAGAAGUCAACGAUGCUUUACUACCCAGGCUUCCUCCUGUAUGCUUGAAUUUCAUCGAUCACGUGGUGGGCAAUCAGCCCGAGCAGCAGAUGGUGGAUGUGGCCGACUGGUAUGAAAACAUUCUGCAGUUCCACCGAUUCUGGUCUGUAGAUGACAGACAACUGUCCACUGAAUUCAGUGCUCUGCGGAGUAUUGUGGUGACGAAUUUUGAGGAGACGGUUAAGAUGCCAAUCAAUGAGCCCGCCCCUGGGAAGAGGAGGAGUCAGAUCCAGGAGUACGUGGACUACUAUGGGGGUCCCGGGGUGCAGCACAUCGCCAUAAACACAAACGACAUCAUUUCUGCGGUGAGUGCGUGUCGCGAGAGGGGCAUGAAAUUCCUCAGUGUGCCGGACACUUACUACGAACAGCUGAAGGAGAAGCUACAACACUCCAAGACAGUCAUCAAAGAAGACAUCGACAAGCUCAAGGAGUUGAAGAUUCUGGUGGAUUAUGACGAAGGCGGCUACUUGCUGCAAAUAUUCACCAAACCAGUCCAGGAUAGACCCACCCUCUUCAUUGAGAUCAUACAGAGGAACAACCACCAGGGCUUCGGACUAGGAAACUUCAAGGCUCUCUUCGAAGCUAUCGAAGCAGAUCAAGCUGCCAGAGGAAAUCUGUCUUGAACUCGCUCAAUUUGGUUUUUAGAAGUCUGCAUUGUCUUCAUUUGGUAAUAUUAUACAGCCAGGGAGUGUCAUGUUCUAUCUAGUAUUUCUUCAGUAUUGUAAAUUUAAUAUUUCUAUGGCUCCAUCA